Antechinus flavipes (yellow-footed antechinus) is the source of this 2295-nucleotide messenger RNA. RefSeq names its product LIM domain containing 1 (gene LIMD1). The record is from RefSeq and is a predicted model, not a curated record. NCBI's taxonomy places the organism in Eukaryota, Metazoa, Chordata, Mammalia, Dasyuromorphia, Dasyuridae. Gene Ontology annotation, molecular function: transcription corepressor activity. The transcript has 8 exons. Gene Ontology annotation, biological process: response to hypoxia; regulation of DNA-templated transcription; positive regulation of miRNA-mediated gene silencing. The coding region runs from base 1 to 2127 and encodes 708 amino acids. Gene Ontology annotation, cellular component: P-body; adherens junction; transcription regulator complex.
AUGGACAAAUACGAAGACUUGGGCCUUGAGGCCAGUAAAUUUAUCGAGGACCUCAAUAUGUACGAGGCCUCCAAGGAUGGCCUGUUUCGAGUGGACAAGGGAGCGGGCAACAACCCUGAGUUUGAGGAGACCAGGAGGGUGUUUGCCACCAAGAUGGCUAAGAUCCAUCUUCAGAAGCAGCAGCAGUUGCUGCAAGAGGAUCUACUACAGGGGAGUAGUGGCUCCCUCAACGGAGGGGGGCGGCUAGCCCCCCAGAUCCCACCUGCAGGAUCCUUCACCCACCGGGAGCCAGGGGGGAGCAGUAAGCUAUCCCUGGGGGAUGGCGCUGCCAAACCCCCUCUUGCAGCACCUUCCUUGGCAUCUGGGGCUGGGCCAGUAACACCAGGCCCCGUGAGUCAGCUGGCUUUUCAAAACCAGUCCCACUCAUCUCUGCCACAGGGUCAGCGGGCCAGACUGCAUCCUGAGGGCCAGAAGAGAGUCAGCCAGGACUUUAGUUAUGGAAAUGGUACAGGGAAUCCUUCAGGAUCUGGUUUGCAGGGGCUGGAUUCCCGGGGAACCAGCGGCCCUUCUCAGGGGGCAUUUUCUUCUCUUUCUCAUGGAGAUUACUAUGACAACUAUCCUGGGCAGAAGUGGGGAGAGGAACCCAGCCAGUUCCCCAGCGUCAGACCAAGCGUGGGGAGCUCUUGGCCAGCUUCCAAAAGCCCAACUGACGCUCAUCUGUACCAGUGCCAGCCAUCUCCAAAUUCCUGCAGGUCUUUUGAGAGUGGAUACAGUAGCCAGGAUGGCGGCGGAGGUGAGGGCCACCAGCUCAGCCGGGACUCUGAGCAGAAGCCCACCGGCCAACAGCGGUCAUCGUCCUUUUCCCACACACUCAAUUCCAGAGCUCCUCCCCCACCCCCAGAAAUAGUGACCCCCUUGGCUCUGCCACAGCAGAGGUCAUCUUCAUUCUCAGCACCAUCCACCCUAGCUGCUUCAGGUACUUCACUCCAGGGAGAUCCAGCCAAAAGAAGUGCUGGCGGGGAAAGGGAUCUUCCUGGUGGCGUGAUCAAACCAACUGGGGACUCUCAGCUCUGGUACCAGGGGAGCCCCAAAUCUUACAUUUCAAGUUCAGUCCCUGCCCCAUUGCCAACCAGCAUUGACUAUCAGCCUUCUGCGGUUGCGUACCCAAAGUCUGUCGACCAUUUAGUCCCUCACUGCCAGACUCCCCAGCCCAAUUGCAGGGACUCUGGCACGAAUCCCAAGCUGAGUUUCCCCAACCUGUCUUCGGGGCCAAUGUCUGAUGCUCCUGGGCCUGUUUUUAGAGAGGGGCCUAAUAGCUUGCCACCUGAUAGUAGCCAAGGGAGUGUCCAUCCAGAGAACUCCAGCCCCACCAAAGUAAAAUUACCCUGUCAGACCCUCCUUCCACUCCCAGAGCAAGGGUUGUCUGCAGUCGAAUUAAAAUUAGAAGCACUCACCCAGCGUCUGGAGCAGGAGAUGGAUAUUCAUCCAAAGGCUGAUUAUUUUGGAGCAUGUGUGAAAUGCAAUAAGGGUGUCUUCGGAGCCAACCAGGCCUGCCAGGCAAUGGGGAACCUCUACCAUGACAGCUGCUUCACCUGUGGGGCUUGCAGUCGGAAGCUGAGGGGGAAAGCCUUUUAUUUUGUCAAUGGCAAAGUAUUCUGUGAAGAAGACUUCCUGUAUUCUGGUUUCCAGCAAUCUGCCGACAGGUGUUUUGUAUGUGGACACCUGAUAAUGGAUAUGAUCCUGCAGGCUCUGGGAAAGUCGUAUCACCCUGGCUGUUUCCGCUGUGUGAUCUGUAACGAGUGUCUCGAUGGGGUGCCAUUCACCGUGGACAUGGAGAACAAGAUCUACUGUGUCCGAGAUUACCACAAGGUAUUGGCGCCCAAGUGUGCGGCGUGUGGACUCCCUAUUCUUCCAUCUGAGGGCUCUGAUGAAACCAUCCGUGUUGUGUCAAUGGACAAAGAUUAUCACGUGGAGUGUUAUCACUGCGAGGAUUGUGGAAUGGAACUCAACGAUGAAGAUGGCCACCGAUGCUACCCUCUGGAAGAUCACUUGCUCUGCCACGCCUGCCAUCUGAAGCACAUUGAGAAGGGGGCCACCUCGGUGGCCACCCACCAGCAUCCCUAUUAGUCCAGCUUGGACAGAAGCAGUUUUGGUGCCGUUUCCCUGCAUCAGCUUCAGGGAAUGUUUAAUCAGCCAAUCGUGAUUCCAUUUUCAGAGACUGGGUUGUGUUUGGAUUUGGGGGAGAAGGGAGGGUGAUAAAGAAAACGGAUGCAUGUGUGUGUGUGUGUGUGUGUG